AAACACAAAACCACCCCCUUUAACUUUCUACAACCUCUAAAACCUUCACCACAAAUCUUGAAACCCCUAUCGCCGUCGUUCCCAUAAAUCUCCUCUAAAACCCUCAAAUUUCCGAUCACCAUCUUCCAUGAUCACACCCCACUAAAACCAUGAACAAACACAUCUACAAACGAAUCACCCAAACCCUCACACACCCCAAAAAACACCCCCAUUUCCACACAAUCCGACCAUUAUGUUCCACCCCACAACAAUCCAAUCAAAACCCAUCCAAUCGGGUGUCCGAAAUAGUCAACGAGCUCAUGAAUCUAACGCUGUUAGAAUCAGCAGACUUAACAGAGGUUAUGCGAAAGAAAAUGGGUAUAAACCAGAUGCCGAUAAUGGCGGUGAUGAUGCCGGGGAUGGGGUUGAAGACCGGCGGCGGAGGUGCAGCAGCGAAGGGCGGGGCAGCGGCGGCGGCGGUGAAGGAGAAAACGGCGUUUGAUUUGAAACUUGAAGGGGGGUUUGAUAGUGGGUCGAAGAUAAAGAUUAUAAAGGAGGUGAGGACGUUUACUGAUUUGGGGUUGAAGGAGGCUAAAGAGUUGGUGGAGAAGGCUCCUACUUUGUUGAAGAAAGGUGUGGCUAAAGAGGAAGCUGAGAAGAUUAUUGAGAAGAUGAAGGCUAUUGGGGCUAAAGUUGUUAUGGAAUGAGGCCUUUGUCAACAGUGCAAGUUUUCAUAUGCAUUCUCGUCCUCAAACAUAGGAGGUCAUGUUAGAUUUUGUUAAUCGCAUACGCGUUUUUCUCUUUAUAGAUGCAUUUAUUCAUAUCUAUAUGCGCGAACAGCAUCAUGUAAGCUCGUAAGUUUAAUCGUAGGAUUUGAUCUUCUUCAGAGAUGAUUUAAUGACGGAGGUUAGUUUCUCCCUCCCAAAAUAAUUGUAACAAAUUGCAGGUGUUGUUUUUCUAAGUUAUGUUACAAAUUUUGAACAUUUUUUUUACCUGAAAAAACUAUCCGGAUUUAUCUUCUGAAGUU
This is a messenger RNA of Helianthus annuus (common sunflower), 1006 nucleotides long. Its product is annotated as 50S ribosomal protein L7/L12. Bases 150 to 686 code for a protein of 178 amino acids. Gene Ontology annotation, cellular component: ribosome. Lineage: Eukaryota; Viridiplantae; Streptophyta; Magnoliopsida; Asterales; Asteraceae. The transcript has 2 exons. The record is from RefSeq and is a predicted model, not a curated record. Gene Ontology annotation, biological process: translation. Gene Ontology annotation, molecular function: structural constituent of ribosome.